CCGGAAGUGACGCGCGCUGGCUGAAACAUGGCGGCAUUGGCGCUCGACCAGGGGGAAGGACUGGUUCCGAGGGGCCCGCAGGCGCGCAGACUCGCCCCCCGCCGGAGCGUCCCGGCCCGGCCCGGGAGCGGCCCCUUGUAGAGGUUCGAGGAUCCUGCCGAGUGCCAUCCCGGCGCCCGACCGCCCACCGCCCGGCCCGCCGGCCCGCUUCUUCCUGAUGCAGACUGCCGUCCACUAGAGGUUGGACAGACCCCCGAGGUGAUUCAUGGCAGGGGACGUGGAAGGAUUCUGUUCCUCCAUCCAUGACACCAGUGUCUCUGCUGGGUUCAGAGCACUGUAUGAGGAGGGAUUGCUUCUUGAUGUCACUCUGGUUAUUGAAGAUCAUCAGUUCCAGGCCCAUAAAGCACUCUUGGCCACCCAGAGUGAUUACUUCAGAAUUAUGUUUACUGCAGACAUGAGGGAGCGAGAUCAGGACAAAAUUCAUUUAAAAGGUCUCACUGCUACUGGUUUCAGCCACGUCCUUCAAUUUAUGUAUUAUGGAACUAUAGAACUGAGUAUGAAUACUGUUCAUGAGAUCCUUCAGGCUGCCAUGUAUGUUCAACUUAUAGAAGUGGUGAAGUUCUGCUGCUCUUUUCUAUUAGCGAAAAUCUGCUUAGAAAAUUGUGCAGAAAUUAUGAGACUCUUAGAUGAUUUUGGUGUAAACAUCGAGGGAGUCAGGGAGAAGUUGGACGCCUUUCUGCUAGACAACUUUGUGCCACUCAUGUCCAGGCCUGACUUCCUGUCUUACCUGAGCUUUGACAAGCUCAUGUCUUAUUUGGAUAAUGAUCAUCUGAGCAGGUUCCCAGAGAUAGAGCUGUACGAGGCUGUGCAGUCUUGGCUGCGGCAUGAUAGAAGACGCUGGAGACAUACCGAUACCAUCAUUCAGAACAUCAGGUUUUGUUUGAUGACCCCAUCCAGUGUUUUUGAGAAGGUUAAGACAUCCGAAUUUUACAGAUACUCCCGACAGCUGCGCUAUGAAGUUGACCAAGCACUGAAUUACUUUCAGAACGUUCACCAGCAGCCUUUGUUGGACAUGAAAUCCAGCCGCAUCCGCUCUGCCAAACCCCAAACUACAGUAUUCCGAGGAAUGAUCGGACAUAGCAUGGUUAACAGUAAAAUCCUUCUCUUAAAGAAACCAAGAGUCUGGUGGGAACUGGAGGGCCCCCAAGUUCCUCUGCGCCCGGACUGCCUUGCUAUUGUCAAUAACUUCGUGUUCUUGUUGGGCGGGGAAGAACUGGGCCCGGAUGGUGAAUUCCAUGCUUCUUCCAAAGUGUUCAGGUAUGACCCGAGGCAGAACUCUUGGCUCCGGAUGGCAGACAUGUCAGUGCCACGUUCAGAGUUUGCAGUUGGUGUUAUUGGGAAGUUCAUUUACGCCGUAGCUGGCAGAACCAGAGAUGAGACUUUCUAUUCCACCGAGAGAUACGACAUCACCAAUGAUAAAUGGGAAUUCGUGGAUCCUUAUCCAGUUAACAAAUACGGACACGAAGGGACAGUGCUCAAUAACAAGUUGUUUAUCACCGGUGGGAUCACCUCAUCUUCCACCUCCAAACAAGUAUGCGUGUUCGACCCCAGUAAAGAAGGGACCAUAGAGCAGCGGACCAGGAGAACACAAGUGGUUACCAACUGUUGGGAGAAUAAGAGCAAAAUGAAUUACGCAAGAUGUUUUCACAAGAUGAUUUCUUACAACGGCAAGCUUUAUGUCUUCGGUGGUGUCUGUGUGAUCUUGAGGGCCUCUUUUGAGUCUCAGGGAUGCCCUUCCACAGAAGUGUACAACCCAGAGACUGAUCAGUGGACCAUCUUGGCAUCCAUGCCAAUUGGCAGAAGUGGCCAUGGUGUGACUGUGCUGGACAAACAAAUAAUGGUUCUUGGAGGCCUUUGCUACAACGGUCAUUACAGCGAUUCCAUCCUCACUUUUGAUCCGGAAGAAAACAAGUGGAAGGAAGAUGAGUACCCGCGGAUGCCCUGCAAGCUGGAUGGUUUACAAGUGUGCAACCUGCAUUUCCCGGAAUAUAUACUGGACGAGGUCAGACGUUGCAACUAAUGACAUCUUUCUCCCUUUAAAAAAAGCCAAACAAAAAAUUUGUUUGUGACAAAGUAGUUAAUUAAGAAAAACCUCACCAGUUUUACUAUCAAAGCCAUUGGUCUAAUACCGUAAAAAAUUUUUCAUUCUGUGCUAGCAUCCUUUUUUUUUUUUUUCUUUUUAGUGGCCUCAAACUCAUGCAAUAAGUUCAUUCUAAGCGCUAGCUCUUGAAACUACUUCCAGAAGCAGUUGAAUAGAGUGAUCCACUUAUCUGGGAAGUUGAUUUUAUGCUUUAAACAUUUUUUUCAGAUGUCAGCGUAGGAGUCCUGCAUCUUCUAAGAGAAGACCUGAUAAGUGUCACUGGAUGUAAUUUCGGUUCCUCUCUCGAUCUGAAAUCUUUUGGAACGUUUAUUUCAGUGUAUUACAGUCUGUUAGACCUUUUGGUUUUAUGAUUUAAGUUUAAAACUCUUGACCUUUUUGCAUGGCUUUUUGCUGAAAAUGCAAAAAUAUAAAUUUUCUACAAAAUUAACUUUUUUAUAUUCAAAACACUAUUUCUAAGCUGCCUUCUCUUAUCUGCAUUGUGUUAGUGAAAGCAUAUCCAUACUUGCAUACAUCUUAUGAACAUAUAAGGCACAUCUCCUUUUAUGCGUGGUUAGGAUUCUAUAUUUUUAAGCUAGUGCACUUGCACACACGGUUUGCCAUACUUGUUGAAUUUUAGAUGUAACGUCUUUUCAUGUAUUAACAUUUUUAGAAAGUUAAAAUAACUGGAGUCCUCAUUUGGUAUCAAAGUAGCCUAUCUUCACUCCAUACUGAUUCAGUAAUAUUUGAGCUCCGUGUAUUCCUGAAACAUGUAUGGAUUUCUGAAAACUAACAUUUUAUAUUUUCUUUUCAAAAGUAAACGUUAGUGUUCCUUAUCAAUGUAUGUCUUGUUUUUGAAAAUGUUUUUCUUUGCAGUCUGUUUAACGUUACCCUGUUUUUAGUGAGAAUUGGAGUGGUAGACACAGCCCGGGCCCUGCGGCGCGCAAGCACUUUUAAAGAGCAUUUAGGUAAUACCAGACUCCUAAAUAGAGGCCCCUUGAAAGUAAGUGCAACUCCCAUUCUUUACACUCAGUAAGGCUGCUGCAUCUGUUAUUGAAUGGAAAGUAGCAACUCGUGGAAAAUUUGAGCUCAUUUUUGACAUAGAGGUAAGAAACAGAAUUAUAAUCUUACUGGUCAUAUCUACUUGUUUAUUUAGUACAGAAUACUUAAUGGCACUGGGGAUGUAAGCCCUCAGCCUUUGUUUUAUUUACUGAAAGCUACUAGCAUGAAGGAUAGUAACCUCGAAGUUCAGAACAGAUCAAGAAUAACUGUUGAAAAGCAUUUAUAUAGUAAGUGUUUUAGGAUUAGCCGCGCACCUUUCAACUCUUUAAACUCGAAGGAAGAACACGUAGUUGACAAGAUUAAGCAAGAAUAACCAGGGAGUGGAUCAUUCACAUUGAUGCCAUUUUCUCCUGAGUAAAGUCUAUCUGAUACAGACUAGUUCUACACUGGCAAAACUUGCCAGGUCUUAGGAUAUUGGUGCAAUAUUGCAAUGCCUUCUUCUAUGGCUGUUGUAUAAAAUUUCUAGUUUCACCUUUUUUUUUUUUUUUUUUUUUUUUUUUUUUUUGCUGCUGCCACCACUGAACACAAAAUGGAAGAGUGAAGUCAUGGAAAUGUGAAGACUUUUGCUUUUUUUUUUUUUUUUGUAAUUAGAUAACUAUGAAAAAAACACCUGAUUUUAAAACUCCAAAACUGGAGGCGUUUGAGUUUAAGAAACAGUCAGGUAUACAAGUAGUUUUUGAGAAAGAGAAACAGUGGCGUUGGUUUUAGAAAUCAAGUUAAUGAUAUUCUUUUGUAUAUGAGACUUAAAUUUUUAUUAAGUGGUUGUGUCAUUUGCUUUCACUUUCUAAAAAUGGAAUUCAGUAUCUUGUUUCCCAUGGUAAUAUGGGUAAAAGGCUUUUUCUACCUUUUAAAAAUCAUUUUUAACCAUUUUACUUUUGAAAGUUAGGAAUUAGGUUAGCCAUUUAGUUCUUUUUCUAAUACAUUAGUUGGUUUACUGUUUGUGUGUGUGCUGUCUUGCUUUAAAGAAAAUAACGAUAAUGUCUUCAUUAUUUUCCUCAUCGUUGUCUUUUGCUGGAAAAGACCGAGACAGGGUACCCCUAUCAGGCUUUUACACUUCACACACCAGUGGUGGUUCUCUUUAAUUGCUUAGAUAUGACUUCAUAGCCCUAGUUAGGGUAAAAUCUGGGCAGACAGUUGCGUAUUCUUGGUCUUCCAUUCUCAAGACACAAGACCAAGAUCAAAGUUCAUGUUUUAGAAAAUUUGUGAAAUCUUAACUUGAACUAACUCUGGGUUCAGCUUCACAUGUAAGUCAUGUCUGACCUGAUGUUAGCUGUAAUCAGUUUUGAGCUUUAAGAAUAGUUGCUAUUGCUUGGGUUCUGAAUGUAUUGAGAAAACUCAUCCGUUUAUAUGUAGUGCUAAUAUAGGUUAUUUUAAAUCUGUGAUUAACUUACAUUCCCUUUUAAAACUAUGGUUUAAUUGCUGAAAGAGAUUUAUUUUUGUUAUACUAAACUAUGGAAAAUUUUUCCAUAGAAUUUUCUUCAAGUUUAUUUUUUGUGUGCUUCAUUUGGAACCAUUUUUGUUUAUAUACAUUGUAUGUGCUCAAAAUAGUGGUUUUAAAAAGAGUCAGAUUGGAAACCAUACAGUGUAACUGUUGUGAUCCUUUUGUGUUUUCACUUUACAUUUUAAACAGCAGACUUUACAAAAGUAGCCUAUCUUCAUUAAUGGCAUCUUAAUUAGAAAUGUUUGUUCUCUUCCAUAUCUUUGACCUUCUCAGUUUUGAUUUUAGUCUGCUUAAAGAAAAUCCUUGCACUACAGCCAUUUCAUAAAAUUGAAGAUUCUCACAUUGGAGGUUUUAUAUUGGAAGAAAUACUACUGGUUUUUAAAAAAGCAAAACUUAAUAGAACUAUUAGCUUUUCUUGAGACAGCGUUCUCUGUGUCCUCAUUACUCUGCUCUGUGUGCGUGUUACUCUGAUUUGUGAAAUAUUGACUGAGCCCUUCACUUAUCUUUUCUAAAGCAGCACCUUUGGACACCUCAUUCUGGGAAGCCUGCUCGAGUCAUAGUAAAGGACACACACAUUUGUGUGGGGAGAAGUGGUAAAAAUGGAGAGUUUUGUCUUAAUUACAUGAAACUAAGCUUUAAAAUAUUUUAUAACAAAUUAUUUGAGCUGCAUAAUCUAAACAUGUCAAACGUUCAGUGGGACUAUUUUUAUAUAUGUAUAUGUGGUUGUAGGUCAUAACAUUUCAGUUUAUAAUAUAAAUUGAUAUUUCAGUUUAUAAGCUAUCUCUCAGAAAAGACUAGCUCUUUUGAGAAUACAUAAUUUAAAGUUUUAGACUGAAGUAAAACACAACAUAGAUAAUAGUGUAAAUUAGAUAUAACUGAGGGCUAUAUGGCAGUAAAACUGCUAGUGCCAUUUUUCUUUUUUGCCUAUUAUACAUUUUUGAUUUUUUUUUGUACUCUGAACAUUUUUAGGGAUCAUAUGUUCAAUCAGAUUAGAGUUGGUUUGGGAAUAAAUAUCUUCUAAAAAGAGAUUUAUCUUAAAAAUGAAAAUCCUGAAAAAUUAGUUUAUUGAGAGUUUAUAAAGUCAAAUAUUCAGUAGACGUGGACUGGCAUAUAGGAAAGCUCGUGGAAGUCCUAGCCCUUCAGCACCUGUACCCGUGUGCCUCGGGGGUUGUGUGAGCAAUGCUGAGAGAACACCAUCAGCUCGGCUUGUUCCCCUCAAUAUCCUUGGGUUCUCGUUCUACAUCUUUGGGAACAACUGUAUUAAAAACCUUAUUAAUCAGUAUAUCAGUAAGGAUUAGGUGUUUGCUUUCUGAAGGAGAGUUCCAGUGAGGUGGUCGGAGAGGUUAUUUUCUACCUAACUUGUAUAUGCCCUCUACCUCUUGGGCAUACUUUGUCUAUAGAAAAAUAUUUUGACCUUUAGGUACAUUUUGGGCCAGUAGUCAAAUAAUCCUAGGGCCGAUUUAAAAAUCUUAGAAUAAUUUAAGGUUUGCCUUUUAUACCUGUUUUGAAAGCCUUUACAUUUUUGUCAGGUAAUUUUUCCCAAGCCGUGAAUAUAAUCUAUUCAAACAUGUUUAUGCUAUCCAUUCUGUUUUUAAAUUGAAAAAAAAAAUGUUAAAAGUGUUUAUGAAGAAAAGUUUAAAUAAAAUAUUUUUAAUCU
Messenger RNA from Zalophus californianus (California sea lion), 6297 nucleotides. RefSeq names its product kelch like family member 15 (gene KLHL15). The record is from RefSeq and is a predicted model, not a curated record. Lineage: Eukaryota; Metazoa; Chordata; Mammalia; Carnivora; Otariidae. Gene Ontology annotation, biological process: protein ubiquitination; nuclear protein quality control by the ubiquitin-proteasome system. Gene Ontology annotation, cellular component: nucleus; Cul3-RING ubiquitin ligase complex. Gene Ontology annotation, molecular function: protein binding. Bases 266 to 2080 code for a protein of 604 amino acids. The transcript has 4 exons.